AUGAUUUCACUAACAUUAAUUGGACACCUUUACAAUCUGCUUCGUAUUGGCAAGAAGCUCACGAUCGAGAUUGCCUUCACUUAUAGGGAGGACGAUGAUGGUCACCCCAUGCCUCCACUAAGAAGAGUCAAGAGAGGACGUGUGUCUGCAACCAGCAGAGCGCUAGCUAAACCUGGGGCACACAUUGUGGCGGAAGAAGAGCUUACUGGACAAUCUUCUAUAUAUUUUCGUUUCCAAACAAACCACCUAGGUAGCUGA
Messenger RNA from Penicillium argentinense, 258 nucleotides. RefSeq lists its product as uncharacterized. The transcript has 2 exons. The coding region runs from base 1 to 258 and encodes 85 amino acids. The record is from RefSeq and is a predicted model, not a curated record. NCBI's taxonomy places the organism in Eukaryota, Fungi, Ascomycota, Eurotiomycetes, Eurotiales, Aspergillaceae.